This is a messenger RNA of Ceratina calcarata, 2002 nucleotides long. It is a transcript of the gene Ing3, whose product is annotated as inhibitor of growth family, member 3. Bases 62 to 1258 code for a protein of 398 amino acids. Lineage: Eukaryota; Metazoa; Arthropoda; Insecta; Hymenoptera; Apidae. The transcript has 6 exons. The record is from RefSeq and is a predicted model, not a curated record. Gene Ontology annotation, cellular component: NuA4 histone acetyltransferase complex.
UUUAGUAAAUUGUAAAUAAUUGUAAAUUAAGCACCAGGUAACGAAACGGCAGCACGAAAGGAUGCUUUACUUGGAAGAUUAUGUUGAAAUGAUCGAGCACCUACCACAAGAAUUAAGAGACAGGUUUACAGAAAUGAGAGAAAUGGACUUAGGUGUACAGAAUUCAAUGGACAGUUUAGAAAAAAAAGUUAAAAUCUUCUUCGCAAACGCGAAGAAAAUGAAACCUAGCGAAAAGGAAGUAGAAUACGAAACCAUUAGAAGAGAGUAUUACAAAACCCUGGAGGAUGCGGAUGAGAAGGUGCACUUAGCUAAUCAGAUGUACGACUUAGUAGAUAGAUAUUUAAGGAGAUUAGACCAGGAAUUGCACAAAUUUAAAAUGGAGCUAGAAGCGGAUAAUAAAGGUAUCACGGAAAUACUAGAGAAGAGAUCAUUGGAAUUAGAUCAACCACCUACAAAUAGCAGCCAAAAAGAAAAUCGGUAUAGCUUUACAACGUCCAGUAGGUCGAGAGACAAUCACAGUCAUUCACGAGCGGAAAAGAGAAGAGAUUCGAACGCAUCCUCCACGUCAACAGAAAAACGAUUAGCUUUAGAAAAAAUUUCUCCAAGUCUUCCUGAAUCGCGACCAGCUUCUGCAAAUUCAGGACCAAUUAUCGCUGCUACGAGCGUGCCAUCUACUCCUACGGCAAUCGCGAAUUCCGUCGGCUCCGUAAGUUAUAAUCUCGGUCAUAUCGGAGCCGGCGGGAAUGCCAUAGCAGCUGCAGCAUCACAGGCGAUCGCCGCGACGCAGCAGAUGCAACAGGGCAGACGUACUGCCAGCUUAAAAGCUAGUUACGAAGCCAUCAACACUGGGGGUGUACACGCGGCCGAAUUUAGUAGAGAAUUGGCUGGCGCUGCACAAACCGCUAUCGCAGCUAUUCAAGAAACAACUAAAAAGCAUAAAAAAAAAGUAACAACCGCCGUUCCGAGUUCGAGCGUAGUCGCCGCUACUGUUCAACAACCUGUAUCACCUCCAGUUAUAACUACGAACACACAAGUCGUAGAUUCGGAUAAUCCGGAUUGGACUUACGAUCCGAACGAACCAAGAUAUUGCAUAUGCAACCAAGUAUCGUACGGAGAUAUGGUUGCUUGUGACAAUUCAGAUUGCCCUUUCGAAUGGUUUCAUUAUCCAUGUGUGGGUAUCACUGCACCGCCGAAAGGCAAGUGGUACUGUCCCCAAUGUACAUCUUCUAUGAAGAGGCGCGGAGGUCGGAAAAACUGAUUGUACUGUAAUCAGUGGAAAUAUAAUGAAAAAAAAUUGAUACUACCUCUUAGGCACUAUCCGUCAAGUACCAACUUAGUUAGGAAGCUAUUAAUUCUGAUUUUAUAUAACUUUUUAAAUAUGUUUAAAAUUUAAGUCGUGAUCUUAAUCUGGUCUUUGCUCUUGUUCAACGAAACUUGAAUUUCUAAAACAGAAGAGAGCAGUUUUUUUUACUGCGUUUCGUAGGCGUUAACGAACGGAUCAAAUGGUGCAAAAAGUGGGCUUCGAACAAAAUUUAGUUUCACCCGAGAACGUUACGAGAGUAUCUUUUGAUACUUUUUGCACCAUUCUUCACCGCGGAAACAGUUAGAUAGUUUAUACGAAUUUACAUUUGAAAGAUGAUCUUUCCCCUCUGGUGAUACGUAAUACGAUUCAUCGACUGACACAUACGCCAGAGAUCGAUUUUCGCUACGAAUUUUUCGAAAUUUACGUUUUUUAGUUCAGAUGAUAUGAGACGAACGUCGAGCAAUCUUCGUAUAUUUAUGUCUUCGUGUUAGUUCAGACGCGCUUAGUAUCUCGCUGGAUUGGCCAUUAUGCGAGCAAUAACGAGUUUUAAGUGUUCUACGCUUUCAGAAGAAACUUGAAGCAAAUGAGAAAAAAGUACGACAAGGAGGGAAAGGAUAACAAACUCUGAGAAUACUACUUUCGAAACGAAGGAAUGUAACAACUUGAUGUAUAAAUAAAGCGAACGAUGCAGAUUUGUCA